Molecule: messenger RNA, 789 nt
Organism: Helicoverpa zea (corn earworm)
Lineage: Eukaryota; Metazoa; Arthropoda; Insecta; Lepidoptera; Noctuidae
Exons: 2
Coding region: 1-789 (262 amino acids)
Source: RefSeq, a predicted model, not a curated record
AUGUAUUACCAGACUUUAGUGCUGUGCUGCGUGGCCCUAGCCUCGGCCAACGAAUACCAGGACGCUUUGAAAAAACUGUGGAGUAAAAACAGUGAUUCCCAAAUCGAUGUCACCAGUGCUUCAAUAGUUAUUAAACCUUCCAGUUUCGAAACGAGGGAUGCAAGAAUCCCUUACACAUACAAGCGGUAUGCCUUCAAGCCUCGCGCUAUUCCUCUAAGGACUGAAGCGCCCCAAGUGGAAAGAAAUGUGUAUUACGCCGAUGUCAAGAAUAAAAGCAAUAUACUUUUCCCUGGUAAUUAUAUCCCAAUUGCCAAAGAGAAAAGUAAUUUGACGGAUGAUGGCCAGUUCCAAGUUAGAGCAAUACCCUUGAUCAGGAGAGAUGAGUUCGAGAGGCGGUCGUUGGAUGUCGAGGAACCGAUUAUUGAGAAGCCUGAGGGAUUCUCAGAGGCGACCAUCUCAAGGAGAUCACUAUCUUACAUAAUGGGUGAGGAUGAAGAUGAAGAGGACGAAUUCGAGGAUGAUGAUGAUGGAGAUUUUGAAGAAGAAGACGUCGGCAGCAUCAAAGGGCAAGAAGAAGAAAGACAUAAAAACAAGAGAAAGAAGAAGCUCAAGCCUAAAAAGCUGAAAAAAUACAUGCUACCACUACUAUUGGCGUACAAGAUGAAAUAUUUUGCUUUAGUACCAGUGAUGAUUGCAGGACUAGUCCUUCUGAUAGGAGCCACAGGUCUAGCAGGAUUCUUCUUUGCAUUAUUUGCAGCAGUCAUGGGAUUACAGAAGGGAGGAUAUUAG